CCGUCACGAUGUGCGGUCAGCCCAUCGACAGGACAACGCUAUGGGCGGCAUUAGCGCGGGCAUGACUUAAGUCCCGAUUGUGAAGUCAGGCUGCACUGUAUGACUCCAAGUCUUGCACGCGACUAAAGUUCCACGCCGCUUGCAAGCACGGCAGAGUAAGUUUCUGGCAAAUUUGCGCUGGCGAUGGCGAGCGCUAUCACGGUGCGCAUACGCUAAGAACGAACACCGCAGACUAAGAUUUGGGGCUCAUGAUUAUGAGUCAAAUGGAUGGCCCAAGCUCUCCCGCGAUGCUGCAGCGGUUGAGUCGUGUAGGUUGCGAAGAUCAGGACGUGUCGGGGGCCAAGUUUGGUCACGUGACCUAUGAAGACCCUUGGGUUCUACGAACUGCUAAACAGACAAAACAAACGUCAGCCCCAGUCUCCCUUGACGAUGAAGACUGUUCACCCGAGCACAGCCUUCUACAGAUCUCUACGCCACCUGACGUCAAAAGCGAGCGCACCGAGCCACGCGACAUUCGGGUCUUCAGGCGUCGCUUCUACAUCCUGUUCCUUUUCUCUAUCAUCUCGUUCGCUCAGUACUGCGCGUGGAACACAUACGGUCCCAUAGCAACCACGGCCAAGACGGUCUUUGAUUGGUCGAACACGGAGAUCGCCGUGCUGGCGAGCAUGGACCCCAUCACUUACCUCGUCACCAUGCUCUUUUUCUCAUGGAUGAUGGACGUCAAGGGACUGAGGAAGAGUAUGCUUGUCUCGACCGCGUUUAUGUUUGUGGGGACUGGACUGAGAUGUGUUACGCCGGACUCGACUUAUGCAAUAUGGACUAUGGGCGGCGGCCAGCUGCUGAAUGGCUUGGCAGGACCCGUCACCCAGGCGGCCCCGCCCUUACUCUCUGCCGCUUGGUUCCCGUCCCAUCAGCGGACUACUGCCACCGCAGUAGCGGCCCUGUGCGGCUCACUGGGCGUGGCCAUGUCAUUCGUUAUCGGCCCAGCUUUCGUCACAGAUGUCAAGACGGAAAUAAGUGCACUAAUGCCCACGCCUCUCAAUAAAUCAGCAAAUGUUAGCUUUUCCAUCGCGAGAUUUCACGACAGAUCCCUUUCUCUUCAAGAUUCGUUAUACGCAGACGCUAUUCACUACUGGCCACUAGACCAACUGAACAUCACACUCCGUGACUCACCCCUCCCCCCUGCGUCCCUAAAGACACUCCGCAAGAGAAGCUCAAUCAAAAGGCGUGGCUCCUCAGCGGAGUAUUGGCGCACCUCUGUUAUCACGACCAUCAGCGACUCAAAGAGCGACCACCCAGGCCUCGUGUUCGGCCGAGUGCGCGUGGAGGGUGGAGUCGCGAACGAGAGUCUAGCCACGAAUGGCGAGGACGCUUGGCUCAAUUUAGGCAAUUUUAUUAACAGCUGCUUGGGGGAACCUUCCUUGUGUGGCGAUGGCUUAACAGUCUCGUUCUGGCUGAAAUACGCGAAGCCCGACACCGAAAAGCAGUAUUUUAUGGGAACCAGCGGUACUAGCCAAGGCGAACGGGGCUUUCUGGUAUUCCAAGAUUUCGGGUUGGAUUCUGAAGACCAUUUGACGGUCAAAGUUGAGAACAGCACGAUGCUAUGGCAACGUAGUUUUCCGGCGCCACGUGACGCUUGGAUACACGUGGUAUUCACUUGGGAUGCGCGUGGCGGGCUGGCGAUUUACACCAAUGGGAGUCUAGUGAGCGAGGAUCAUACUGGUCAGCGGACUACCCCUGUUAGCCCAUACUCCACUACCUUGACUGUUGGUAGACCCAAUGACAGAUUUCUGUUCGCGAAUGCAAGUUUUGACGAGAUCGGCGUGUGGUACCGAUCGCUACACCCGGCGGAGAUACGAGCCAUUCACGAGAGGUUUAGGGAGGAGGAGGACGGGGAGAGUUUCGCUGAAGCUAAAAAGAGGCUCAUCAAACAAGGAAAACAACAAAUUAUGUUCCUACUCUAUAUAGAGUUUGGUGUCAUAACGGUACUUUUCCUAGCAGUGGUCAUCUACUUUCCAGACAAACCCCCCCUUCCGCCAAGCCACUCCGCGCGCAUCCAACGAGAAGAUUUCUUUGCCGGGACAAAGCGCAUCGUAAAGAACUCCUCGUUCUGGACCCUGGCGUUGGUUUAUGGCAUUACCACAGGCGUUUACAGUGGGUGGGGCGCCUCUCUUGCUGUCAAUCUUGAGACCUUCAAUGUCAGUCAAAGUGCCGCGGGAUGGUUGGGUUUCUACGCCACGUUGGCGGGUAUAGGAGCGGGACUAAUCCUCGCCAGAUGCGCGGAUCUGUUCGGCGGUCGCAUGAAGGCCAUUCUCGUCGUUCUGUUCUUUGGUUCAUCCGGAUGCUUCUUGUGGUUUGCUCUUCUGUGUCUUCGAAAAAUUCCUUACGACAGCAAUUCCUUGUACAAGUCCAGCAUUAUGGGUGGGUUCUUCGUGAGUGGCACUAUCCCGCUGUUUUAUGAGCUCACCGUCGAGUCCACUUACCCUGUGGCAGAAGGUGUCACGUGCGGGCUACUGACUCUCGUCAACAACUUUUUCACGGUCGCCUUUCUUGUCAUACUGACUAUCCCUGGAGUCGGAACUGUCUGGAUGAACUGGUGCAUGUUCGGCGCAUGCGCGGCUGGUAUACCCAUCAUGCUCUCCUUCCGCGAAAAAUACCGUCGUCUUAACAUUGACAAUACACCGCUGACCGAGCCUAAGGGUAGAAAAGCACAGAAACAGACUCUCGCCCCAGACUCUCCCUGCCCAAGCGCUGCUCGCAGGCUCAAGACACCCCUUGGUUCACUUCUUUCUGUCUUUCAAGACGGCGUCAUCAGCAAGAUGAGGAAAUGCAGCGAUUCCGAGAAUUUAAAUACGAUAAAAUCCUAACACGAAACGAUUAUUUACAUGCAAAGAUUUAUUUAUUGUAAACUUGUCUAUAUGAGACGCGUGGACAUGCGGUAUUUUCUCGCGCUGAAUGCGCGCGCAGCUUGGUCAUGUGAUUCCAGAUACAGGCGAUUUGUGGGGAUAAAGGAUGUAUUAAUAAA
Messenger RNA from Nematostella vectensis (starlet sea anemone), 3025 nucleotides. RefSeq lists its product as uncharacterized. Gene Ontology annotation, cellular component: membrane; intracellular membrane-bounded organelle. The record is from RefSeq and is a predicted model, not a curated record. The coding region runs from base 249 to 2867 and encodes 872 amino acids. Gene Ontology annotation, molecular function: transmembrane transporter activity. Gene Ontology annotation, biological process: transmembrane transport. NCBI's taxonomy places the organism in Eukaryota, Metazoa, Cnidaria, Anthozoa, Actiniaria, Edwardsiidae. The transcript is spliced from 14 exons.